Messenger RNA from Cornus florida, 2086 nucleotides. RefSeq names its product lysM domain-containing GPI-anchored protein 1-like. The transcript has 5 exons. Bases 155 to 1378 code for a protein of 407 amino acids. Lineage: Eukaryota; Viridiplantae; Streptophyta; Magnoliopsida; Cornales; Cornaceae. The record is from RefSeq and is a predicted model, not a curated record.
UUAGUAAUCAUUCUUCCUCUUAACUCUGUCUCUCUCACUCACGUGCGCGGCACACAAAAUCAUCACCUACCAAAUUUAAUGCGAACUUAUCAACAAGAAGAAAAAUUGGGGUCAACCUUCUUGUCUUCAAACUGCUCAAAAAAAAAAAAAAAAAAUGAUCAGAGAGGAAGUGCAACAACUCGUUUUCUCUCUCCUUCUUCUUCCAUCUCUAUUUCUCUUCAUCUUCUCUUCCAAAGCAAAUGCAAAAUCUGUGAUUGAACCUUGCAGCUCUUCAGAUUCAUGCACUUCCCUUCUCUCUUAUAACCUUCCUUGGGACUCAAAGCUCUCAGAGAUAGCCUACAGGUUCCAAGUCAACAUUUCUGAUGUCUUAGCCUCCAACUCCAUUGACCCAACACCAGCAUUGUCAUGGGACCUAAUCAUGCCUGCAAAAUCCAUGGUCAAGGUGCCCAUUUCGUGUCCAUGCGUAGACGGCAUUCGACGUUCAAUGUCAACCAUCUAUACGGUCCGAGCAGCAGAUAAUGUGAGCUCCAUUUCUGAAGGAUAUGGUGGGCUUGUUAGUGCAGAGCAGAUUAGGAUUGCUAAUGGUGUUAGUGUGAAGAACCCGGUGACGGGUGGUCAAGGCCUUGUGAUUCCAUUGCCAUGUACAUGCUUCAACAACAGCAACAAUGGCGCUACAACUGUGUAUAUGUCACAUGUGGUGCAGAGUGGGGAGAGUUUGGGCAGCAUUGGGGCAGAGUAUGGGACUACUGUUAGUAAUUUGGAGGGCAUUAAUGGCCUUGGCCAACCCCAAGUUGAUCCUGGAGACAUACUGGCUGUUCCACUCCCUGCAUGUUCAUCAGCAAAUUUAAAUUGGCGCAACGAGAGUCUAAUUGUUCCAAAUGGUUCAUUUGCUUUAACGGCCAAUAAUUGCAUCAAAUGCAGCUGUAGACAAAGCGAUCUCAGCUUGCAGUGUUCACCAUCAGGUAUUGUUGCCUCUUGCUCUCAUUUGCAGUGCAAAGGGUCUAAUCUCUUUAUUGGCGACGUCUAUGAGAAGCCAACGGCAUUGGGUUGCAAUGUCACCGCAUGCAACUACCGUGGCCAUUUUGGCCGUAAAAUUUUUAGAAGUUUGGUUAAUUCUUCUCAUAUUCAGUGUUCAGGUAAUGGGAGUCAUGCCAUAGUGUCACCCUGUCCAUCUUCAUCAUCAACUAAUAUCAACUUAUCUCCGUCUCAGUCGCCAUCCCCGUCACCAUUUUCGGCUUCAAUUCAACCUGUGGGGAUAGAUGCAUCCAAUGCUACAAAUAAACAUAAUACAAGCAUUGCUAGUGAUACAAGGUUGCUCAGUGAAGGUUGUAUCCUUAGUUUAUUGGUUCUACAGCUUGUCCUUUAUUUUUUAUGUUGAUUAAUUUGUUUAUUCAGUUAUGUUGAUUAUUCAAUUAAUGUGGUUGAUUACAUUGCUGAGAAGUCGGUAAAAAUUAAUAAGGGUAACUUGCAACCUCAAACAGAAGUUCGAUUCCCUUCAUUUGAGGCCAACCUAGGGAAUUUUCCUGGACCAACCUGUAGCAUGAUUUUGGAUGUGUUGAUGAUUAUUGGGAGUGACUUGUUAAAUUGGAAAUACCCUCAAUGUAAAGAAAAAAUAAAACGGACCAGUUAGCAUGAUUUUAGAGUGACAUUUUAUUGUGCCUUUCGUAGCAAUAUUUUGGCGACAAGCAACUGCUGAGCUUGUAUUAGUAUUAUUUUUUUGAUAUUGGUAUUUAAAUUUGGCCCCUAUCAUGUUUGAGACUAUUGAUAUUAAUUUUAAAUAGUUCAUAACAUAUCAGAUUUUUUUUUUUUGUCAAAACUCAUAUUACCAAAUUACAAAAAAAAAAAAAAAAAAAACCAAAAAAAAAACAAGCAUAAUGCCUAAAAUCACAUGCCAAACGAGCUUAAAACUUGAUGAUUUGUGUUGAUGCAGUUGGGAACGUCAAAAAAAGAACCAAGACUGACACUCGCAGCGUAUACUUCCAAGAUCAAGUAAAUAAUUAUAUAUCAAACCAUAUUUUUUGAAAGGAUCUGAAAAAUAAUAGCCCCCAAACAGGGAAUAGGGAUAACAUUGUUGCAAACACAGAAA